Molecule: messenger RNA, 4342 nt
Organism: Oncorhynchus kisutch (coho salmon)
Lineage: Eukaryota; Metazoa; Chordata; Actinopteri; Salmoniformes; Salmonidae
Product: RNA-binding Raly-like protein
Exons: 7
Coding region: 222-902 (226 amino acids)
Cellular component (GO): nucleus
Molecular function (GO): RNA binding
Source: RefSeq, a predicted model, not a curated record
UGCUGCUCUAACUGCUCUGUCAUUGAUUCAGUAGUAACACAGUCGUCAGUCCACAGCCUGCCUGCCUGCAGAGAGAGAGCCAAAGCAGGAAGAAAGAAAGAGAGGACAUAAGGAGAGAGGAAAAUAGACUGAUUGUGAGAGAGAGAAGCAGGGAAAGCAUCCAGCCAUCUGUCUGUCCAGUCUGAAAGCCACAGCCGCCCUCUUUGUUUGGCGUCCCUGAUAUGACCCUGUUUAAAAGUGAGCACCACCGCAGCCCACGAUACAUUAGCAUGAGUGGAGAGCUGAAGUCCAGCCGUUCCAGGACCAGCAGCAAGAGACCCAGCAGCAAUCCAUACGGAUCUGACUAUGACCUGGACUAUGAGUGCUAUCAGGAGGACCUCUAUGACAGGAUGUAUGACUACCAGCGCGUGCCAGCUUCCCUACCUCCCCUGUCCCAGGGACCUAGCCUGGCCAAACGACCCCGCUCCUCCUCCACUUCCUCUGGGCACAGACGUAGCCGAGACAGGCCCCCCUCCAAGAGCUCCAGAGCCCACUCCACCAGCUCCAACAGGGCCAAGUUGCGGAUGGAGGAGCUGCAGGUCAUUAAGAGGGAGCUGACCCUGAUAAAGACACAGAUUGACGGGCUGCUCGACAACCUGGACAGGAUGGACACACAGAGGCGGGACCACACAGGGUCUCCCGUGAGGGAGGGCAGUUUGGCCGGGUCACCGUACCCCCCCUCCGCCAGCAGCGGUGACCGCUCCCCCUCCCCCCUAUCCCCCCCACGCCACUGCAUACAGAGAGAGAGCCCCGAACUGGGGGAGGCCAGCGAUGAUGAUCACACGGUAACUGGCUUGAUGUCUGUGUGUGGAGAAUCUCUGAAUAUGAAUAACCACAGCUCUGACCCUGAGGAUGAGAUGUGAGGAUGGAAACAGAGAAGAAACGGAGGAGCGCCAGACAUAGAGGAAGAGAACAUCUGUCUUGUCAAGAAGUUACCAUGCCAACAACUGAUUCAGAGGCCCCACUCCUGUCGAACCAACCAGUUACAUUGUAUUCUAUAUCCACAUAUACAUCAACAGCACACAUACACAGACACACUGUAAUUACAGUUGAUCAGAAAUCAAGUAUCUCCCUUGUAAUUCUUAACCAGAACAGGAAAGUUAAAUAAUGUUCUUUUUAGCCCGUUUUCAUAUUUUCCAGAAAAACAUUCUGAUUAUCAGUUCGUAUAAAUUUGACAUGCAUAUUGAGAGACUGAGGGUAUUUGAAAUGAGCAUACUAUAGAUGUCGCAAUCAUAGUUUUUCGGUGACUUGAGUUACUUUGUUUUAUGUAUGUCAUAUCACUGCCAGAGCAUGAGUCCAUCAGAUGAUACUUGUCCAUCAGUUAAUCCCCCCCCCCCCUUAUGUCUGUGUAAUGUUAUCUCCCUGCUGUAUUACUACCUGUCUGUAUUAGGUAUGAGGAGACAGUAGCCCAUCUCUUCCUCUAUGUACCUGGCGCUAUGAACUGAGGAGAGGCCCCGGCCCGGUCCAUGCGUAAUAUUGUGUAUUACUGUAAAACUUUACUGUAUUAGGUCAGCUGUACGAUUUUAAUCCAGCAUUUUAUUUCAGUUUUUUUAUUUGUUUGUGUUUUUUAAAGCGAGAAGAAAACAACAAUGAUAAUUGUUUAUUAUAAUUCCAGUGGUGUUAGAUGUUUUGUUAGUUCUGUUUGCAUUCAUGAAGAAGCCAAGUGGAAACACUACUCACACUGUCACAGUAGUAAAGGUAUUUUCAUAUUGAUUAAAAACACCUCUGGGAGGAGUGUUUUUUUAGUGUGUGUGUGUGUGUGUGUGUGUGUGUGUUUGUUUUUGUUUGUUUUGGUUUUACUAUCCUUGUGGGGGCCAGAAGGAAGUUUUCGACAAGUGGGGACAUUUCGCCAGUCCCCACAAGAAAAUAGGUUAUUUAAGGCUUAGAGGUUAGGGUUACAAUUAGGGUUAGGAGUCAGAUUUAGAGUUUGUGGUUAAGGAAAAUAGGAAUCAGUUGCUUGGUUCCCGUGUCUGUGUGUGUAAUAAAGGGAAACCGAAUGAAAGGCAAUGCUGUAGUGUGUGUAAUGCUGCCUGGACAACAAACAUUGUAAAGCACAAUAUCAGACACAGCGGAACUUGUGUAAACUGUGUGUGUACAGUAUGUGAGUGUUACAGAGAGGAUGGGGAGAGCAAGAUGCUUUUUAUCUCUCAGAAUCACCUUUAUUUGCGAAGUACAUUUACACAUACUCAGAAUUUUAUUCAGUGAUAUGUUGUUGCAGCUGCUAGUGAUAGACAACAUUUAGAGACACAAUACAGACAGUGAAGUUUCAACAAAGUUUACAUACAGUACAUUUGGAAAGUAUUCAGACCCCUUAACUUUUUCCACAUUUUGUUAAGUUACAGCCUUAUUCAAAAAUGUAUUAAAUAAAUUUUUUCCCUCAUCAAUCUACACGCAAUAACCCAUAAUAACAAAGCAAAAAGUUUUUUUUUAAAUGUUUGCUAAUGUAUUAAAAAAUAUAUAUUUAAAAAAUGUUACAUAAUUAUUCAGACCCUCUUUGCUAUGAGACUCGAAAUUGAGCUCAGGUGCAUCCUGUUACCAUUGAUCAUCCUUGAGACUCUUCCUAGAGCUGGCCGCCCAGCCAAGCUGAACAAUCAGGGGGGAAGGGCCUUGGUCAGGGAAGUGACCAAGAACCGAAUGGUCACUCUGACAGAACUCCAGAGUUCCUCUGUCGAGAUGGGAGAACCUUCCAGGAGGACAACCAUCUCUGCAGCACUCCACCAAUCAGGCCUUUAUGGUAGAGUGGCCAGACAGAAGCCACUCCUCAGUAAAAGGCACAUGACAGCCUGCUAAGAGUUUGCCAAAAGGCACCGAAAUUACUCUCAGACCAUGCAUGAAAAACAAGAUUUUCUGGUCUGAUGAAACCAAGAUUGAACUCUUUGGUCUGAAUGCCAAGCGUCACGUCUGGAGGAAACCUGGAACCAUCCCUACUGUGAAUCAUGGUGGUGGCAGCAUCAUGCUGUGGGGAUGUUUUUCAGAGGCAGGGACUGGGAGACUAGUCAGGAUCGAGUGAUAGAUGAACGGAGCAAAGUACAGAGAGAUCUUUGAUGAAAACCUGCUCCAAAGUGCUCAGGACCUCAGCCUGGGGACAAAGGUUCACCUUCCAACAGGACAAUGACCCUAAGCACACCGACAAGACAACACUGGAGUGGCUUCGGCACAAGUCUCUGAAUGUCCUUGAGUGGCCCAGCCAGAGCCUGGACUUGAACCCGAUCGAACAUCCCUGGAGAGACCUGAAAAUAGCUGUGCAGCGAAGCUCCCCAUCCAACCUGGCAGAGUUUGAGAGGAUCUGCAGAGAAGAAUGGGAGAAACUCCCCAAAUACAGGUGUGCCAAGCUUGUAGUGUCAUACCUAAGAAGACUCGAAGCUGUAAUAACUGCCAAAGGUGCUUCAACAAAGUACUAAGUAAAGGGUCUGAAUACUUAUGUAAAUUAAAUGUAAUUAUUAAUUUUUAUUGCUAACAUUUCUAACAAAAACUGUUUUUGCUUUAUCAUAAUGGGGUAUUGUGUGUUGAGUGAUGAGGGAAAAAAUAUAUGUAAUCAACUUUAGAAUAAGGCUGUAAAGUAACAAAAUGUGAAAAAAGUCAAGGGGUCUGAAUACUUUCUGAAUGCACAGUUCCUUAUAUACAACUAGCUUCUAAACUGGAUUGAAAGGGAAAUAAAGCAACUUAUAGAGCAGUGUUGGGAUGUUUUUAAGCUUGCUCCCCUGUGUAGAGCAGUAGGCGAUAUGUUAUUCAGCCUGACUGAACCGAUGUUAGGCUACACAAUUAUGCUAAUAAUGACAUUUAGGCCUAACAUCCUCACUAUUAUCAUUAUUAAGGACUUAUCUAAAGUGUGCACUUUGACCCAAGCCUGUUUCCAAAAAUGUUAAAGGGACAUUUGUGACUGGGAUGUUUGCAUAUUCUUAACCAUUAAUAAAUGCUGAUGUUCCUCCCAACGAGAUAUGUCAAUUACAACAGCAAACAGAGCAGCCCUAGUCAUAUGAAUAACCUUGUGAGUUUUGAACUUGUGCUUAAAAUCUGUUACAGUUCAUUCACUGUAAAUGCCAUACUUUUCACUAGAGGGGGAAACUGGUUUGGGAUGACUUUGAAAGCAGCGCACAUGAGUACCAGCAGAUUACAGAACAUAAAGGAUUAUUUUUUGGGGGAUGAAUACACGGUAGGCUAAUAUAUUGCUUUUGAUUUUUAGAAAUAGUGUUUUUUGUAUUACAAUAUUAUAAAACUACAAUAUUGGCGUGUGACAUUCGUUUGUCUGAAGGAUUGUUAUGAAAUGUUUGAAAGUAAUAAAGCGAAAGUAAAAGAUGUGCAA